This is a messenger RNA of Acanthoscelides obtectus, 525 nucleotides long. The record is from the annotation of a GenBank genome assembly. NCBI's taxonomy places the organism in Eukaryota, Metazoa, Arthropoda, Insecta, Coleoptera, Chrysomelidae.
AUGAGUGCCGGUGUGCAAAACGACAAGGGGGUGAAAAACAAUGGCGUUACGUUAAAUGAAGAAGACUGGUAUGAGAUAUUAAAUCAAGAAGGCGUUAUAACCAAUUUUUUCUUCAGUGAUGAUAUUUUCCAUUCGGUCAGUGCCAACUCCGUCUGUAUCACCUUUGAGAGAUUUCCAGAUUUUCAAACAAUCAAAAUUGAAGAUCGAUGGAGAAACGUCGUUUAUUUGGGUAAGGAGACCGUAUUGAAGCUAUUUCAAUUAGCCCCGCUGAUUGCCUACACCAUUAAUAUGCUGAAAACUCAGGAGUUUAGUAAGUAUUUCAACACACUUGUCCAAGAUGUGCGAACCACCAACAUCGAUGUGCGAGACUUCGUCAUCCAACACAUCUCUGAUUUGCCGCAUUCGGAGAACAUCAGGACUGCUAUGGAACUGGCAUACCAACAUCCAAACUUGAAGGAAUUCAACAAGGCUCCAACGCUGAAAUUUUAUUCAGACUAUCCUAACUAUUCUGUAAAGUCAUUGUAA